Molecule: messenger RNA, 5144 nt
Organism: Pocillopora meandrina
Lineage: Eukaryota; Metazoa; Cnidaria; Anthozoa; Scleractinia; Pocilloporidae
Source: the annotation of a GenBank genome assembly
UCAGUUUCAGUUUACACGGCAGUUCUGUAUAACAGAUUCGAACGAUUUUCAGAAAUUCUGUUCCGAUCUGUCGCUACAACAAACGUGUUAUCAUGAUCAAAGUCAUAGCGUCGGUUGUCUGCGCCUUUGCAGCGAUGCUGAUGAUCAUUUUGAGCUUAGCCACGACCUACUGGCUGCAGUGGGUGAUAGUUUCACACAACAGAAACAUCACUCAUUACCGAGGUUUAUUCAGACAUUGUUGGGAAUCAAGGGAUAACGUUACAGACGAACUCAUAAGCGCGGAAUCUGACUGUUCCAAUGAUAAGCACACGCUCCAAGAUGUACUGAAAUCAGGUGAGCAGUUGAUUUGUAAGCAUUUGAAAAUGGUUACUAGUGUGAAGUAGGCGUCAUACAGGUUUUUCUAGUCACUUGUGUUUUACUCCACAACCGAAAGGAGCAGCGAUCGACGAAACUAUCUGUCAGUGACGAUUUCUUUCAUUUGAUUUCUGUGAGAUAGCCAGAAAAAAGUUACUAAUAAUUGUAACUAGUGAACCACUGCGCAGUAAUUUCUAAAAUCAUACGUAUGUAAAAUAUUAUGCGUGAAGUGAAGCGAACAUAAAUGAAAGUAUGCAUUGUAAUCAAGCAGAACGCUACGUAAAGAUUCUUUUCAAAUUUCCAUCGGCACACCCUGUGACUUCGUUCUUGGGAAAGCGAAGCUCUGAGAGAGCACGCGUUAAUACUAAACAAUGAUCAAAGUCAUAACAAGCUUUGUGAGCUGUUUAGCUGCAAUUCUGUUGGGAAUUUUGGCCCUUGCCACCGACUUUUGGCUAGUGUGGUGGAAAGAAGCGAAGGAAAUCGGAGGUGUACAAUACCAUCAUGAAGGCCUGUUUCAAACUUGUUCUGAAUCCUCGAUCAACAACACUGUUGUUGCCGCAGAUAGCUGCACUAAAUUACACGAUUUGGGAAGACCAGGUACAUCUUUUUCUCAUUUGGUAUCUAUAGUAUGUCAAAGGAAAAAUAUUUGCGUGUCUUGUUUACAUCUGCUUUGUUCAUUACCUGACUGAUUGUCAGGACAUAAAGUUUGCUUAUAGACUCUCAACUUGACAAAGAUCUCUGUAUCAUCAAAUUGACUUUACAGACUAACUUUUGUCAAUGACAAAUUUCUAUUAACGUGGAGUUUAGAGAUUGAUUACGGCUCGAAACUUUAACUCAUACCAAUUACAACCAGUUGUUUUGAAUAAUUAUUCUAAUUCUGAACCGUUCUUAUACAUAUUCUAAGGGUUUUUGAGUCUUUGUAACAAUCUUUGUUGUUCAAAAAAACUUUUAUGUUUCGAAUUUUAGUUUAAUGUCACAAGCUACCUUUAAAUUAUUGCCUAAAGCUUCUAUAUAACACAUUAAACAUACUCCUUUCUUAGAAUACAAGCAUGUUCUGGAAUUUUCCGCAAAUAGCGGUGAUUCUUGUCAAUAAAUAAUCUAAAGGUACAAGAGAUAUGAUUUGCAACAGGAGGAUUUUAAUUUUUCUGUUUCCUGGGACUUUCAAGUCAAUGUUGCUAAAUUGAUCAAGUUUUAAUUUGCCACUAGCACUGUUGUAAGGGUGAAGCAUUUGAGUAAAGGCAGAACAGCUUGUAACUGCUAAGUUAAAUAUUUAUAGGUUUCUAGUAUGAUUUUAAGAAAUCUUGAAAAAACAGCAUAAUCCGUUUUAAGUCCAGUUUUAUGUGGUUUAAGUGUAACAUGCCUUUUCUUCGGUAACUUGUCCAGAAAUUUUAUUUGAUUGGACAAUUGUCCACCGCACUUUAUUGUUCUUCUACAGAAGCAAAUGAUCUUGUUUUAAUUGAAUGUGUCAGUGUGUGAUUUUCAGAAACUUCAGGGUUGAUUUUUUUGCCUAAAAUAUUUUAUGGAGGAAGCACAUAUGCAUUUACGUUAAAAAUAAACAGAGAUAUGAUUGUUACAGAAUCCUGCAAUUGCCUACAACUAUAAAGAAAGUAGUAUACAUCGAGUGAUGCCAUAACAAAUAAUAUUCUGAACAUUAACAGUGAUAGUUCAUAGUAUCACAUACAACACAUUUCAAUUUAACAGGAGCCUCAGUUUGCACUAAGACAUGCUCUGACAAGAAGCAAACAAAUUACAGACAGUGAAGUUCAAGGAAAACUGACCAACAACAAAUGCUCAUGCAAAUAAUGUGCAAGGAAAUAUAUUAAAUAUAUUUUCCUUCUAUUUGGAGGCUAGCUGAUAUCUUUAUUAUUCUAGAAACAGUCUAGUGCCUCUUGAGACUAAAUAUUUAAAAAUGUUUUCCUGUCAAAAACAUUCACUGCCUUAUAAUUAAUCAGGAAAAGAGAUUUUCCCUUCUUCUGAAACAACAGCAAACAUUUUGUAAUCUUGAAGUACAUUUUGAACAGAGAUCUCCCUGGUUUUGGAUGUGUUGUUUGAAAAUAAUAAUGAAAAAAAAAAACUGGACAUAUCCCAGUUUUAGCUCAGACAUAUUCAGUCACAUGCUACUUGAUAGCAACCUAACACAAAUGAACAGCAGUUUAUAUUUUUUUUAUUUACGAUUGUGUUAUGAUUUACAAAAUCUGUUUUAUCAUUUUGUGAUUCUGUGUAAAUAAAUUCGUCUAUGGGGGUUCAUUAGGUUGACUGUUGACUCUGAAAUUUAAAAAAAAUCAAGCAGGUAGGCAGAGCAGAAUUCAACCUUAGGACCUUUAUCUACUCCACACCACCAUCAUGUCCUGCCGUCAUAAGCUUUAACCCUUUAACUCUCAAGAUCCAAGUAGUUAUUCUUCCAACUGACUGCUAGAUGUUUCCUUGUAAAUUAUACAGGAGAAUUCUAUGUUGCAUUAAGAUAACAACCUCUUGCUGACAAGCUUUGCUAUCCUCACAACCUGUUUUCAAGAUCGUGUAUUGGAAUGGCAAUGAGAAGUUAAAAAUUAAUCAAUUCUAAGAAUUAAAGGGUUAACAAAAUGGUUAUCCUUGGGAAGGGACAGAAAUAUUUACUGGCUCUCUAGCUCAAAGAAUGAAAAUGUUUUGAGUACUGAUGGAUGUUGUUUCUGUUUUUCAGACUGGAAUGGAGCUGUGAUUGCCUUGAUGUUUCUGGCCCUUAUCUGCCAUUUAAUUGCUUUUAUCAUAGCCAUUGUGGCAGCAAUACGAAAGGGACAUCCUUUUCCAUCCUUCACUGUAGGCGGAUUCUUCUGUGCAGCAGGUAUGCAAUGACCAUUAGAUCUUGUUGUUAUCCCUUUAACUCCCAAGAUCUGAGUAAUUCUGCCCUCCAGCUUCUAAUCAUUCCCUUGUUAAUUAGUUAUGAGAAUUUGGUGACAGAUCAAGAUAACUUCUACCUGUCUAAGUUUAAGUAUUUUCAUUACCCAUUUGCUAGAUAGUGUAUGGAUAUUAAAGGGAGAUGUUACAUUUUAAUCACUUCUGGGAGUUGAAGUGUUAACUUUUAUGAUGAAGGAGCACCUUAAGGCUUAUAAAAUUUGAUUUUGAUUUUUGUCUUAAACCAUCUCCUCUAUUUUUGCGUGUAGCCAUUCUCGUGGUUAUUGCUUUGUUGGUCUUCACAUUUUUCAACUGGAAGGAUGAUGUGUUCUUCAGCUGGUCAUAUGGUGGAGGAUGGUCUACUGUGGCGUUGUCUAUUAUAGCAUUUGUGUUAAUAAUGGCAGAUCGCUGAGGAAUUGCCGAGCCCAGCUGACAAAUCAAACAGCAAGUAGACCUCAAGGCCAGAUUGUACCAGUUGGAAUUAACUUGUAUUAUGGUCUCAAAAAUAACAAGAACAGUUUCUAACUUAAGUGUGUAAAAAUGUUAUGUGAAUUUGUCGCUGGGCUCAGAGCACUCUAAAAUGCAUAUUUAAUCCUUGUUUGUCAUAACAUAAUCAACAUCUUGUCCAAAAAAAAUUGAUCUCUAAAAGAGACUAGUUUGAAGGAAAAACAAUGUUGAAAAAAGUAAAUUGAAAAUUGUUUUACUUGAUAAUGUUAACAUCAAGGCUUAAAUAUGUUCAACAAAUUACUUUGAUGUCUCUUGUUAAUAGUACUUUUUGCUUAUGUUCCAUGUAUUCUAGUUUUUAUGACGGCAACACAAUUCUCUUCUCCAGAUAGAAUUUAGACUUAAACCUAGCAAAGUUUACUAAUUGGCAACACUGAUAGUUACACUUUUUGGGUAUUUAUUUAUCGGCUUUAGCUAAUAAUUUUUUCAUUUGAUUAGAAUGUAGAAUUUAGAAAUGUAUAAGGUUAAAAAUAAUGAAACUAGUCCAGAACGUUUUAAGCCUAACAUAAAUCAGCACAUAGAAUUACAACUUACAUUAGUUUUUAACUGAAUUUUGGAUGUAAAAAUUUUUCACCAUGUAAGACAUUUUUUUGUUACCCAUAAUGCAUAUCAAUGCAUGCAAAGUAUUUAUGUUAGGACACAAUCUUGUACAUAAGUAGAAAUGGCUUGUUCAACUUUUUUUUGUUCUGUUUUGCCUUGCUUUUUUUAUUGCAUAUGCGAGUGAACUGUUACUUUCCCUUUGAAAAAAAUACCAUAACCUUGUGUUUAAAAAGCACAUUUUAGGUUAUUUUUGGUAUUUUUUUUAAAGGUGUUUCUCCCACCUCAUGAAUGCACAGAAAAUUUAAAUAUAUUUCAAUAAGGCAAAAUGUGUCUCCUUGCCUUUUGUCUGAGUGGAAAAUGUGACAGUGUGGUAUUGAAUUGAAUUUUCCAGUGUCAGGGUUUUAAAAUGGUUCCUUAUUCUUUACAGAAUAGUGAUUGAAGUAUCUCUACAACCAUAAUGUUGCCUCACCUCAACAGUUGCCCUCAGCUUGAUCACCAGUCGCUGUUCGUGAACGUGAGCCUGCGCUGUUCCUUCUCCCCAUCCCUUCUCCUUGAACCCACUCUCGGGGAAGAGCAAAGGCUGAGCACGAGAAAGCGGCGAAAAUCGAGCCUAUAGUGGCAUAAGUUUCCAAUUAUCGUCGCCAACUUAGCCAUUUUAAGGUCUUUAACUUGACUCAAUAAGUAGACACAGCAAUGCUACACCCUGUUUAAAACACUCUUAUUUUCCAUUUAAUGCGCUUUUAACUCUUACGCGACUUCAGUGAAUCUAAAAUGCAUGGUUCUUACCAAAUUUGAUGUAAACAAAAUUUAAGUCUUCUUAGGAAAUGUUGAUAACCCCAAAAGAUCUGCAUUCUAUCUUGUAGUUAAUCUCCACCCUG